AUGGAGACGCCAUCAACAUCUACGACAGACCUUCAGGAUGCUAAGACCGGACCAUGUACCAUUGAUGGCAUGAGUACUUCAAAGUCCCGCACUUUGCUUGUUAGAGAGGUAGAGUGCAAAGAAACACAUGAAAAUGCUGGAAACUCGACAUACGUCGGCGUAGAAGCCCGCUUGGUAACCAUGGUUAAAGAUAUGCUGCAAUGA
Messenger RNA from Aspergillus luchuensis, 204 nucleotides. RefSeq lists its product as uncharacterized. The record is from RefSeq and is a predicted model, not a curated record. The coding region runs from base 1 to 204 and encodes 67 amino acids. NCBI's taxonomy places the organism in Eukaryota, Fungi, Ascomycota, Eurotiomycetes, Eurotiales, Aspergillaceae. The transcript is spliced from 2 exons.